AUAAUCAUAUUGUUUUGAAAGCAUAAAAACAUUGGACUAAAUGUUAACUCAACGUAUCAUUUGAUAGUAUGACUGAUCCAUACAUUGGAUUCAAUUUUGUAUUAAAUAUUAGAAUAUUAACUAAUAUUUUAACAAUUGUGUCAUCGAUUGUAUUUAAUUUAUCAUUUAAUUGAUUACAUAUCAUAUUAUAUAAACUUAAUUAAAGUGAAGAUGAAAGACAUUGUGAAGGCAUUGCAGGAUAGGGUGGACAACAUCCGCAAUGUAUGUGUCUUAGCUCACGUGGACCACGGUAAAACUACUUUAGUGGACACAUUGAUCGCCAGCAAUGGUAUUAUCUCGCAGAGAAUGGCCGGCAAAUUGCGGUAUUUGGACAGUCGUCAGGACGAACAGCAAAGAGGCAUAACCAUGAAGUGCAGCGCUAUAUCAUUAGCUUUUCAGACCAACAAUAUCCCAUAUUUGGUGAACGUAGUGGACAGUCCCGGACACGUAGACUUUUUCGGUGAAGUGUCCACUGCUAUACGUCUUUGUGAUGGAUGUAUUGUUUUGGUUGAUGUAGUCGAAGGUGUGUGCAGUCAAACUAAAGCUGCUCUACAACAGGCGUGGAUUGAAAAAUUAAAACCACUUCUUGUACUCAACAAAAUGGAUCGCUUGUUCAUUGAGAAGAAAAUGACAUCUUUAGACAUUUAUAUGCAUUUAUUGCAAAUCUUGGAACAAAUCAAUGCAUUUUUAGCUCAAUUAUUUACAACAGAUGUCUUAGGGAAGUGCACUCCAAAUACAAUUGAAACUAAAUCUCAGGAUCAAAGCGAUGGCAAUAAACCAACUUAUGAUUGGAGUUCAGGUUUAGAUGAUAGCGACGACUCUAAUCUAUAUUUUACACCCGAAUCGGGAAAUGUUGUGUUUGCCAGUGCUAUUGAUGGGUGGGGUUUUACAAUCGGAGAUUUUAGUAAAUUUUUAUCAAAGAAAUAUGGAAUUAAAGAGGAAGUACUGAAUAAAACUCUUUGGGGUGACUUUUAUUUGAGUUCAAAAGAAAAGAAGAUAAUGAAAGGCGCUCUUUCAAAGGCUAGGAAACCUAUUUUCGUGACAAUGGUUUUGGACAAUAUUCUAGCUAUUUAUGAAGCAAUUGCUAUCAAACGCGACAAAGAAAUGAUUCAAAAAAUAGUGUCAUCACUUGAUAUUAAAUUCACAACACGUGAUGUCAAUCAUUCAGAUCCAAGAAGUCAAUUGCAGACACUAUUCUCUCAAUGGUUUCCCAUUUCCAAUGCUGUUCUCAAAAUGAUCUGUCAAUUAGUUCCGAGUCCUAAACAGAUCACUGAAGAACGUGUAGAAAAUCUUAUGUGUUCUAACACUAAACGAUUUGAUUCAUUACCACAAAAGACUCAAAAUCUUAAAAACGAUUUUAUUAAGUGUUCAUCGGAUAGGGAAUCAGCUCUUAUAAUAUGUGUAUCUAAAAUGUUUUCAUUCGAGAAAAAAUUUUUACCACAAUUUAAACAAAAGGCUUUGACUCACGAAGAGAUAAAUGAGAGACGAAAUAAAUUAAAGACUAAACAACUGGAAGAAUCAAAUGUUUGUAAUGGAGAUGUUAUUAUUAAAGAAGAAAGUAAUGGAGUAAAUGAAGAAAUAUUAGCUAAUGAUAAUGUGUUGAUAGCUUUUGCCAGAGUUUUUAGUGGUACUAUAAGAACUGGUGAUACAGUUUUUGUUUUGGGUCCCAAACAUAAUGUUAACAAAAUUGAUGACUCCAUUGUAAUUGACGACAAUUUAACUAUUGAUAACUUGACAUCCGAUCAACACAUCACUAAGUGUUGUAUCGAUGACUUGUAUAUUCUUAUGGGAAGAGAACUCGAAGCUGUUGAUGAAGUGAAAGCGGGAAAUAUUUUAGGAAUCGGUGGUUUAGAUAAUCAUAUAAUCAAAUCGGGAACCUUAUCUACUACUAUGUAUUGUCCGCCAUUUAUUGAUCUACACUUGUCUACAAUUCCUAUUCUUCGUGUAGCACUUGAGCCCCAAAAUCCGACACUUAUGCCAAAACUUAUUGAUGCACUUAAGAAGCUGAAUCAAGCUGAUCCAUGUGUUGAUGUUAAAAUACAAGAGACUGGAGAACAUGUGAUUGUGACCACCGGUGAAGUUCAUCUGCAGCGAUGUAUUACCGAUUUGACACAAUAUUCGUCAAUUGAAAUAAACUGUUCCGAACCGAUAGUGCCAUUUAGAGAAACCAUUGUAUUGCCGCCUAAAGUUGAUAUGACUAAUGAACUGAUUGCUACCCAAAGGACAAACACAGAUUCAACUGAAAGCAAAUCAAUUGAAUUAUUUACUGUGAAUAAGAAAUCUAAAGUAAAAAUUAUAGCAAAACCACUUCCUGAAGAAGUUUGUGAUAUUUUAGGGAAAAAUAGUAGUCUAUUGAAAGUCAUUACAAGAAAUCAAAGAAAAUCAAGUGAUUGUUCACAAAUAACAGAACAAGCAAUGAAUGCCAUCGAAGAAUUACGAUCUCGACUAAAAAAGGCAUUUAUUGAGUCCGAUUGGCCCGAAGAUACUAUUGAUCACAUUUGGUCUUUUGGACCAAAAUAUUGCGGAACUAAUUUACUAAUUAAUAGAAUUCCUGAUUUUAAACGAUUUAAUUCAUGUUUUGCCAAAUACGACACCACGUCUUCAUUCAAUGAUUUUACUAUAAGUGAUGAAAUUAGACAACAAUGUGAAAACAGUUUUAUUAGUGGUUUCCAAUUGGCAACAUUGGCCGGUCCUCUAUGUGAUGAACCUCUUAUGUCUGUUUGUUUUAUUGCCGAAAAUUGGACGGUUACGGCUGAUAACAUGGACUGGUAUAAUGAUCCGUUCGGUCCAUUUAGUGGUCAAAUAAUGUCAACUGUAAAGGAAUGUUGUAAGAAAUCAUUUCAAGCACAACCUCAACGUCUUAUGGCAGCCAUGUUUUCCUGUACCAUACAAGUGGACAGCGAUGCUCUGGGUAAGAUGUAUGCAGUUUUGGGUCGACGUCACGGCCGAGUACUGGACGGUGACAUUCAGGAGGGCUCAGACAUCUUCAAUGUGACGGCUGUAUUGCCAGUGAUUGAAAGCUUUGACUUCGCGAAUGAGAUCCGAAAGCAAACGAGUGGAAAGGCUUGUCCUCAACUUGUCUUCAGUCAUUGGGAGAUUAUAGAUAUAGACCCGUAUUGGGUGCCGACGACUGAAGAGGAAUAUGCAUUGUUUGGUGAGAAGAGUGACACUCAGAAUAGGGGUCUUAAGUAUAUGAAUGGAGUUCGCAAACGAAAAGGACUUCAUAUUCACGAAAAGAUUGUCGAGUUUGCAGAAAAACAAAGAACUCUUACCAGAAAUAAAUAA
Oppia nitens is the source of this 3324-nucleotide messenger RNA. Its product is annotated as elongation factor-like GTPase 1. Bases 211 to 3324 code for a protein of 1037 amino acids. Gene Ontology annotation, molecular function: GTPase activity; GTP binding; ribosome binding. The transcript is spliced from 5 exons. NCBI's taxonomy places the organism in Eukaryota, Metazoa, Arthropoda, Arachnida, Sarcoptiformes, Oppiidae. Gene Ontology annotation, biological process: cytosolic ribosome assembly. Gene Ontology annotation, cellular component: ribonucleoprotein complex; cytosol. The record is from RefSeq and is a predicted model, not a curated record.